Molecule: messenger RNA, 379 nt
Organism: Acanthochromis polyacanthus (spiny chromis)
Lineage: Eukaryota; Metazoa; Chordata; Actinopteri; Pomacentridae
Gene: tomm6
Product: translocase of outer mitochondrial membrane 6 homolog (yeast)
Exons: 3
Coding region: 1-195 (64 amino acids)
Cellular component (GO): mitochondrial outer membrane translocase complex
Source: RefSeq, a predicted model, not a curated record
AUGAGCGGAGCAAACGGCAAAAAGGGCCCUUCGUCCGGUGUCAUGGACUGGAUCCGCUCGGCUUGUCGAUUUGCAACAGACAGAAACGACUUCAGAAGGAAUCUUCUGGUCAACUUAGGUUUGUUUGCCGCUGGUGUUUGGGUGGCAAGAAAUCUCUCAGAUUUUGACCUGAUGUCUCCUCAGCCAGUAACAUAACCAAAACCAGGAUGAUGGUGUCUCGGACCAUGAAGAAACAAGGGACAUGAAAAAAAUUCAUAAAAAGUUUUUAUGACUAGUUAUACUUUGUAAACAAAUUGCCUUGUUUACCCGAAUUUUCUUUUUUUAUUUUCAUUUUUGUGUAGAUGAUAUGAAAACAAAUAAUUACAUUUAAUGAAGUGUC